CCUUCCUAUCAUCUUUCUUGGCGUCAUCAUUCAGUCUGUGCAAGGCGAGCUAGCUAACUGUUUCCUCUGUCGACCGCUGCAGCCCUGAUAAACAUGUAGCCGUUUAAUCGGUAUAACUAGCUCUGUUGGUAUUAAGCGUUGUCGGUAGCGUUAAACACCUUGGUAAUACUUCGAGCAACCAUGUCUGCGUUGCUGAAAAUGGCAGCUUCGGUACGAGGACUGUAUGGUGUUAGUUUGAUAGCUAGCACUAUAUAGCUAACGUUAGCUAGCUAGCAGGCAGGCCUGUGUGCAUGAAGCUGGGCUCGCGAAAUAGACAGCUAGCCGUUCGUUGGCAGCUAGGGCAGGCUAAAUCGAGCUUAGCCAAACAAAGAAAGAUGACAAGCCUGUAGCUACCGUUAGCUGAAUAGCAAACGCCAAGGAGAGGGGAAAACAUGAAGAAAUCGAGAAGUGCCGGUGCCUCAUCACCACUGAAUGGAAAACAAGACUGGGACUCCAGGCGCAAGAGGAAAAUCGCGGACAUCACCCAGGCCCUGAGUGUGUGUCCGGUGGAUGUAGCAGCUCUGAGGAGGAUGGCCAUCAGUGAGGGAGGACUGCUGACUGAUGAGAUCCGCUGUCAAGUAUGGCCACGGCUUCUCAACGUGCCAGCACACAUCCUGGAACAGGAACCAGAAAGGGUAGAGCGGGAGAAUAACAAGGACUACAACCAGGUGCUGCUGGAUGUCCAGCGCUCACUACGGAGGUUCCCACCUGGUAUGCCAGAUGAGCAGAGGGAGGGUCUUCAGGAAGAGCUAAUUGACAUCAUCCUCAGAGUUUUGAAGCGAAAUCCCCAGCUACAUUACUACCAAGGAUACCACGACAUUGUUGUCACCUUCCUAUUGGUCCUGGGCGAGCGUCUAGCAACGGCUCUGGUGGAGAAGCUGUCCACACAUCACCUCAGGGACUUCAUGGAUCCCACCAUGGACAACACUAAACAUAUUUUGAAUUAUCUGAUGCCCAUCAUUGAGAGGGUCAACCCUGAGGUGCAUGACUUCAUGCAGCAGGCAGAAGUGGGCACCAUUUUUGCCCUCAGUUGGCUUAUCACCUGGUUUGGCCACGUCCUGUCAGACUUCCGCCAUGUUGUCCGGUUGUACGACUUUUUCCUGGCCUGCCAUCCACUGAUGCCCAUCUACUUUGCUGCUGUGAUUGUGCUGUACAGAGAAGAGGAAGUGUUGGACUGCGAAUGUGACAUGGCCAUGGUCCACCACCUGCUGUCCCAGAUCCCCCAGGACCUGCCAUACGAGACCCUCAUCAGCCGUGCAGGAGACCUCUUUGUCCAGUUCCCGCCCUCUGAACUGGCCAGAGAGGCUGCCACACAGGAGAGUACGGCAGCAUCUACCUUUACGGACUUUGGCUUAGCAUCCACUCAGCAGCGACCAGACUCCGUUCUCCGUCGCCGUCGUCGACAGAAACAGGCAUUGGAGAACUCUGGGGCAGGACCAGUAGUGGCAGUGGCCCAGCCUUCAGCAACCCGGCGGUUCAUGCGAUUGGCUGUCAUGGGCUUGACAGUGGCUCUUGGGGCAGCAGCUCUUGCUGUGGUCAACACUGCUCUAGAGUGGGCUCCCAAACUCGACCUGUUUCCUUGAUCUUUCCCUUUGACCCCGACACUCCAACUCAUCUGCUGUUAAUUUAAUCUCUGUGGUGGGUCUGUUUCCAAGACCCUUUAAUGCUUGAACAGCCUGCAGCCAGUAUCUGGAGUGGACUGUCUGUCCAUCUUACUUUUUGUCUCCACCUGGCUGUGUCUACACAUCCUACCCAGGACUGCUAAGGCUCUGCUUAGGACCCUUUUGUGGCUCUUUUUCCAAAGAGUGUCCACCAGUAUAACUGCAACAACAGCUGGUGCUUGGAAGGAAGAAGGAUCCAUCCUGUAAUAGUGAAGAGAUGUAUUUCUGAAAACUGUCAUUGAUGAUAACAUUGUCAAAGUUAAUUUAUAUUUGGAAAUAGGAUAAUCUUGAUUAAUAAAUGUAAUGCUCACUGAGAUUUAGGCUGUUCAGGCAAAAGGUUGGUGGUCACGAAGCUUGAAACUGCUGCCAAUGAAGUGUGUGUGUGUGUGUGUGUGUGUGUGUGUGUGUGUGUGUGUGUGUGUGUGUGUGUGUGUGUGUGUGUGUGUGUGUGUGUGUGUGUGUGUGUGUGUGUGUGUGGUUCAACCCCAUUUAUUCUGUAUUUGAUACCUGGACUGAGACCAAAUAGAGGAUUGUUCUAGUCCUCUGUAUGUUUGUUUUGUGUUUAAUUUUGUAAUUUUAUAGGUAUCUAAGUAGCUGUAAGGGCACAUAAUCAUGACACACAGGCACUUUUUAGAGGCCACAUAAACGGGCAGUUGAGGUCAUCAUUUCAUCAUUUUCCAAGGUAAUCAUGUUCCCUAAAAGUUGUUUCUUGAACCCUUUUUCCAGCUAAAACACAAAAGAGAACUUAUCUUCGUUUCCAUUUGAACUCAGCUUCUUAAAAAAAAGUCACUCUUCUCUAACCAUUUUGGUUUCUGGCCCUGUUGAAUUAAAAGGCCUUUACUAAAUUUUACUUGUUUGUGCUAAGACUCCAUGUGUAGUCUACUUAUUUAUUUAUAUUUAUUAACGAAAAAGAUUUAUGUUAUUAAGUUUAACCUGUUUUGUAUCUGAUAGUACUCAUGUCUACAGAUUGGGUCACAUGUUGGAAUACAAUGUGUAUAUUCAAGAAAGAACAAUUCAUCCAUGGAAAAAUGGUUCAUCUACUGUACAGUUGGCAACUGCUUAGUGAAUUGUUUCAGCUACACCACACUGAAUGUGUGUCUGUGUGUCAUGGCCUCAGUUAUCUAUGGUAAGCAUUUUGCCUCACGCUUCACUGGAGUGGAUUAUUAAAAUCUCUCCUCACAGUUCAGCAGCACAUACUCACACAAUGGCCUGGUCACAGAGAAAAUAUCAGAACUGGGAUAAAGUGCAAUUGAAAUGAAGUGGAUACUGUAUUCUUUGGGUUGACAGUGGGCGACCUGAUUAGUACUGAAUGCAUUACAUUUGCGGAAACACUUAGAAGUUUGUUUAGACAAAGAUGCUUGUCUCAUUCCCACUGGAAGGACACUCGUCAGAAAAUUCACCUAAACCACUGAAUUGACUAUAUCCAAUACUUUAAUAUUUUUUUUAAACUUGGAUUCAGCUUGAAUUGAAUACAUUAUGUGGAGUUCAUCGGGCCGCUUUGGUUGAGUAAUGGAUGGGCAGUUCUUUUCCUGCUUAUUCCAAUAUUCAAGGCACAUUCAUUCAAUCGUAUUUGUUCUACGGAAUCACAUACAUUUCAGUGGUAUUCUGCCUAAGGUCUGGAAAUUUUAAUUCACUUUAAUGCCCCAGUCUUACAGAAAAUACACAACAAACCGCUUUUGAGAGCACGUCUGAACACAACACUUCUGAGUCAUCCUUGGCUGUGUUCCAGGUUACCUCCACCAAUACUCACUGAAGGUGAGAGGUUGAGAGAUUUUUUUUUUUUUGCUGUACAAUAGACUGAACACUUGGAUGUCCCACUUCCACAAAACGUAGUAUAAAUGGCCUUUUUACUGAAGUACUUAUUUAGGUGGUAGGGAUCUACAUUCAUUACAUUUAAGGUGACCUGGAACAGUCAAAGCUGCUUGGAGGUGCUUGUGAGUACAGUUGUUCAGUAUUAUAAUACAUCAUAUAUCUGCACUCCGUGGUUUUGUUUCAUUUUUAUUGCACUAAAUGAUUUGCCUUUUAUGUUUAUUUUGUUAUGAGAAAAUCUGUUAUACUAAUGUAUAGUUGUACAAGCGAAUGCUAAUAAACUAGAGUGAAGAUGUA
Myripristis murdjan (pinecone soldierfish) is the source of this 3806-nucleotide messenger RNA. It is a transcript of the gene tbc1d20, whose product is annotated as TBC1 domain family, member 20. Lineage: Eukaryota; Metazoa; Chordata; Actinopteri; Holocentriformes; Holocentridae. Bases 432 to 1622 code for a protein of 396 amino acids. Gene Ontology annotation, cellular component: endoplasmic reticulum membrane. The transcript has 8 exons. The record is from RefSeq and is a predicted model, not a curated record. Gene Ontology annotation, biological process: endoplasmic reticulum to Golgi vesicle-mediated transport; positive regulation of GTPase activity. Gene Ontology annotation, molecular function: GTPase activator activity.